UUUUUGAUUCCUUGACUAUAUCUUACAACCUAAAUAAAAACCAGUUGUCUUGUUGCCGCUAAUUCGCCUCAUUGGCUCCACAGGGAGUCAAAAUUUGCGUCUCCUUCAUACUCUCUGCAACAUAAAUUGCUGCUUUUCAGUUUUCUCCAUUGAUUGAUUAACCGUUACUUUUGUUUUCUUCAUCACAUCACAGUACUCAAAUUCUCAUUCCUCUAGAAACCCUACUCUACUCUACUCAUGGGUGAAAGCUUGUUGAGAUUGGUGUUUUCAUGGUCCCUUGAGGAUGUACUCAACGAUGAUCUUUAUAAAGACAAGGUGAGGCAGAUUCCAAGGACAUUCUCGUCAGCAAGUCACUAUCUAACCUCAUUUAUUAAUCCUCUUAUUGAGGAAACUCGGACAGAUUUGUGCUCAAGCAUUAAGACGGUGUCACAAGCUCCAGCAUGUGAAAUAACUGAAAUUGAUCUUUCUGAAGGUUACAAUCCUCCAUAUGAUUUGUUUUACAAGAUUGAAAUCAAAACAAUAGUGAAUAGUGAUGAAAAAGAGGAUAUUUACGAGCCUGAGCCUGGACAGCUAAUUGCUUUGACUGAUACAAGGCCCACAUGCAUUGAUGAUUUGAACAAACCGGGAAAUUCCUAUUUGAUUGCUUCAAUUACAAGGGUACAAGAGAAAUUAAAGGACACAGAUGUUUAUGCGGUUCAAAUACUAACCUCAAAGCCCAUUAACUUAGACGAGUACUUGCGAAAGGAUGACACAUGUAUAUAUGGUUUUGCUGUCUAUCUUAGUAACAUAACAACAAAUACUCGUAUAUGGAAUGUACUGAAAAGAAAUCCAGAUGGCCCAGACUUGCAUAUCAUCAAGCAACUGCUCCAACCUAAUUCUGCUGUUGGAGAAAACUGUGCUAAAUGUUUCUCUAGUGAAAGGUACGAUAUUGACACAUCGAACCUUGGUGCUGUUAUCCGCUCAUUUGAUUUGAACAAAGCUCAAGAAGAAGGAGUUAUAAGUUGUAUAGCUGCAAGGGAAUGUUGUCACAAAAAUACUGUGAAAUUAAUUUGGGGCCCUCCCGGGACAGGGAAAACUAAAACAGUCGGCUCAUUGUUAUUUUCCCUUCUCAAAAAAAGGUGUGGAACACUUACUUGUGCCCCAACUAAUGUGGCAGUACUGGAAGUGACAUCUCGGUUUCUUAGGCUAGUAAUGGAGUCCCUUGAAUUUUUCACUUAUGGCCUUGGAGACAUAAUAUUGUUUGGUAACAGAAAGCGGAUGCGUAUUGUUGAUCGUGAUGAUCUUCUUGAUAUAUUUCUUGAUUACCGUGCCAAAAUUCUUUCCGAGUGCUUUGCACCUUUGUCUGGUUGGAAACAUCAUAUAGAACGAAUGAUAUGGUUACUUGAAAACCCUGAAAAAUGCUACCAUGAAUAUUUAGUGUGUGAGGUAAAGAGGGAUUAUGAGAUAGGUGAUGAUGAUUGUUUUAAAGAAAAGAAGGAACUUCCUGCCAUUGCAAGUCAACAUAAAAGUCAGGAGCAAAAUCCGUGGAAGAGGAUAGUUGAUAAAACUUUAAGAGAAAACAGGUUGUGUUUUAAGGAGGAAAACAAAAGUAAAUACGGCCAACAAGAGAAGAAGGGUUUUGUUAACUACGGGAACAAAACAAAAAAAUUGACAUUUCAUGAGUUUGUCAAGAAAGAAUUCAAUUACAUUAGGAAGUUGAUGAGAAAAUUUGCUGUCAAUAUGUGUACUCAUUUGCCAACUUCUUUUAUUAAGUUAAGAGUAGUGAAAAGUUUAUUUGAAUGCCUUGAUUGGCUCAGAGACCUUGCAACGGUGCUAUCAAACAAUUCCAUUUCUGAUCAAAUAUUUAAACAUGCCCUUACUACACCUUAUGCUGAUGAAAGUAGAGUUAGUUUGUCUACUUGGGAGUAUAAGCUGGGUACGACCAGGAAAGAAUGCCUUAAAAGACUGAAAUCUCUUCGAGAUACGUUGAUUCUUCCUGAUUUUUUCGAUGAAAAUACAAUUAAAAGCUUUUGUUUCAAAAGAUGUCGCAUGAUUUUUUGUACUGCUGCAAGCUCUGCUAGAUUGCAUGCUGAAGAACUUGACAGGCUAGAAAUGUUGGUUGUUGAUGAAGCUGCCCAACUAAAAGAAUGUGAGUCAAACAUACCUUUACAACUUCCUGGUCUUCGCCAUGUUGUACUUAUUGGAGACGAGAAACAAUUGCCUGCACUAGUCAAAAGUGAGAUUUCUGAUAAGGCAGGAUUUGGGAGAAGUUUGUUUGAAAGGCUGGUUCUUUUGGGUCAUAAAAAACACCUUCUAAAUGUUCAAUAUAGAAUGCAUCCAUCCAUUAGCUUGUUUCCAAAUAUGGAGUUCUAUGACAAUCAAAUUUUGGAUUCUCCAAGUGUACGACAAAGAAGCUACGAGAAACAAUUUCUACAUGGAGAUAUGUUUAAGUCCUACUCUUUCAUAAAUGUUGCUUUCGGACAAGAUGAACUGGAUGAAGCAACUAGCCGAAAAAAUAUGGUGGAAGUAGCUGUGGUAUCUGAGAUUGUUCUGAACCUUUUUAAAGAAUCAGCUUCAAGAAAACAGACUGUUAGUGUCGGUGUUAUAUCACCAUAUAAAGCUCAAGUUGAUGCAAUCCAAGAUGCACUUAGAAAAAGGAUUGGUGGUGAUGUUGGUAAUAACUUUUCUGUGAAGGUUUCCACUGUUGAUGGUUUCCAAGGUGGUGAAGAGGAUGUGAUAAUAUUAUCCACUGUCAGAUAUAAUACCAUGGGAUACGUGGGAUUUAUUUCGAAUGCUCAAAGAACUAAUGUUGCUCUAACAAGAGCAAGGUAUUGCCUUUGGGUAGUCGGUAAUGGUGAAACUCUGAUGAAUAGUGGCUCUGUUUGGGAGAGACUAGUUCGUGACGCUACGGCUCGAGGGUGUUUUCAUAAUGCUGAUGACAAUGAGAGGUUGUCCCAUGCUAUUGCAACUGCCAUGAUUGAGCUUGGUCAAGUUGAUGAUCUAUUGAAUACAAAUUUUCUGCUCCUUAGAAAAGCAAGGUGGAAGGUUUUCUUCAAUGAAAAUUUUCGGAGCUCCAUGGAAAGAAUGAAGGGCACUGAUCUUUGCCAGAAAAUAUGUUCCAUGCUGAUGCAACUUUCAAGUGGUCAGCGUCAACCUGACCACGAGAUAAAUAUUGUAGUUGUAGAUGAUACUUCUUCCCAGCUGUUGGAGCUGUAUAAGGUCAAUGAGUUGCUUUAUCUAGCAUGUACUGUAGACAUUCUUGAGGAGAACUCGCGUUAUGCUCAGGUUUUGAGGAUUUGGGAUGUUUUGCACUUGUCUGAGGUAUCCAGGUUGGCAGGGGAUAUUAAAAUCUCAUAUAGGAAUUAUUAUCCAGAUGUUCUUGGAUGGUGCAAAUUCAGGAGUUAUGAUGGGAAUUUUGUCAAUCCAGUAAUAUGGUCAGCUAAUUUAAAUGAUCCAACCAAUUAUAAUCCGCCCCGAGCUGAUCCUUCUGAGUUUCUAUGUAACGAACUUGCUUCCCUCGGACUGAGGGAUGUUUCGAAUUAAUCGGUUCAAUCCGAGAUUCCAACUCGACAUGAUAAACAAGAAGCAUUUGGUAGGAUGAUAUUGAGAUUCUCAAUUUGAGAAGUGUAUAGUUUAGUAGUUUAUCUUUAUAAUAUGAAAAAGCAUUUGAUGGGGAAAUAUAUUUUAAUCACUAUUUUGUAAUUAGUUUUGUGGUGAUGUCGACAUUAAAUUGAGCGUAAGAGAAUUAAUUGAAAGUGGAAACUAUUUAAUGUUGACAGCAAUAUAUGACUAUUUUUAACAGA
Molecule: messenger RNA, 3782 nt
Organism: Lotus japonicus
Lineage: Eukaryota; Viridiplantae; Streptophyta; Magnoliopsida; Fabales; Fabaceae
Exons: 10
Coding region: 238-3522 (1094 amino acids)
Molecular function (GO): helicase activity
Source: RefSeq, a predicted model, not a curated record